CUAUACAUCUAGCAAUACAGAAUAUGGGUUUUUUAUUGGUUGAGUUUAGAUUGCAAUAUCUGAUUUGGAUUUAACGUAUUUCUGAUUUUGGUUAUGGUUUUUUCCUGAGAAACCCAUUGAUUGUAGAUACAUCGUUCAUUGCUCACAAUCGUCGUGAUUUUUUUUGUUUUUAUUAUGUUUUCUGUUCCUUCUGUAGAUUCUAAGAUGAUAGAAUGGUCAAUACAAGAUUAGGUCAAUGGUUAAGCCUUUUCGUAUGUUUACUGGUAUUGCUGAAAGCGGAAGGCAUUCCUGUGGGAAUCACUUAUGUCCAGAGUGCGGUAGCCAAAGGAGCUGUUUGUUUGGAUGGAAGCCCACCAGCUUAUCACUUUAGUGAGGGAUUUGGUGCUGGAAUCAACAAUUGGUUGGUUCACAUCGAGGGAGGAGGAUGGUGCAAUAAUGUAACAACUUGCCUUGCCCGUACAAAGACUCGAUUAGGUUCAUCUAAGCUAAUGGUAAAGGAAGUUGCAUUUUCUGGGAUGCUAAGCAACAAACAAAAAUUUAAUCCUGACUUCUACAACUGGAAUAGAAUCAAGGUGAGGUAUUGUGAUGGGGCAUCAUUCACUGGUGAUGUGGAAGCAGUAAACCCAGCUACCAAUCUUCACUUCAGAGGAGCAAGGGUGUUUGUUGCCAUCAUUGAGGAUUUAUUAGCAAAAGGAAUGAAAAAUGCUAAAAAUGCUAUCCUUUCUGGUUGUUCUGCUGGUGGAUUGACAUCUAUCCUGCAUUGUGAUAGAUUCCGUUCGCUAUUACCUUUGAGUACUAAAGUAAAAUGUCUUGCAGAUGCUGGUUAUUUUAUUAAUGCAAAGGAUGUUUCUGGAGCGCAGCACAUUGAAAAUUUUUACAGUGAAGUUGUUUCAACACAUAGUUCAGCGAAGAAUUUGCCUGCGUCAUGUACUUCCAGAUUGAGUCCAGGCUUGUGCUUCUUCCCGCAAAAUGUGGCUCCACAAAUCCAGACACCGAUAUUUUUUGUAAAUGCAGCCUAUGAUUCAUGGCAGAUAAAGAACAUUUUGGCGCCUGGUGUUGCGGAUCCUCAUGGGACCUGGCACAGUUGCAAGAUUGAUGUAAAAAACUGCUCACCAGUUCAACUCAAAACCAUGCAAGAAUUCAGGGUGCAGUUUUUAAGUGCAAUCAGUGGACUUAGCACCUCGACAUCUAAAGGACUAUUCAUAGACUCAUGCUAUGCUCACUGCCAAACUGAAAUGCAGGAAACAUGGUUAAGAGAUGACUCACCAGUGCUGGGCAAAACUACAAUUGCAAAGGCAGUUGGAGACUGGUAUUAUGAUCGAAGUCCUUUCAUGAAGAUAGAUUGUCCUUACCCUUGCAACCCAACCUGCCAUAACCGUGUUUUCGAUUCAAAUGAACACCUAGACUAGACUAGAGUAGUAGAAUCAUUUUGUGUGAGAGUAUAUCAUUAUUUAUUAGAUACAUUGAAAGAUUAAAUGUGAUUGGAUAAGAUUAAAAACAAAAUGAAAAAAAAAAAAAAGUCAGAAGUAUUGAUCAAGUCUACCAAAUAAGUGAAAGACCACCUUUGCAGUACCGAACCUGUGUGCUGUUGCUGCUUGUUUUUCAUUGUUUAUGUAUUAACUAAAAUAUUCCCCAAUAAAAUUCCUUCAUUUCCAUCUUUAUUCUA
This is a messenger RNA of Ziziphus jujuba (common jujube), 1666 nucleotides long. Its product is annotated as pectin acetylesterase 8. Gene Ontology annotation, cellular component: plant-type cell wall. NCBI's taxonomy places the organism in Eukaryota, Viridiplantae, Streptophyta, Magnoliopsida, Rosales, Rhamnaceae. Gene Ontology annotation, molecular function: pectin acetylesterase activity. The record is from RefSeq and is a predicted model, not a curated record. Gene Ontology annotation, biological process: cell wall organization. The transcript has 13 exons. Bases 213 to 1409 code for a protein of 398 amino acids.